ACACAGGACACUGGACAUUCACAGAGCUCCCAGGGUCAGCCUGAGAGGGGAAGACAGAAGUGCCAGGAGGAGCCUGGAGUGGAAUGCAAGAAAAAUGACUUUACUGGCGUUCCUCUUCCUGCUCACCUUGGUCCCAGCUGGGUGUCUAAGGAGCAGACACCCCCCCAAGGCAGCCAUCUCCAGCCCCGUGUUCGGCCCCAGGGAGGUGCACGGCGUGAAGGGUGGCUCGGUCACCGUGAAAUGCUUCUACCCCCCGACACCGACGAACAAGCACGACAGGAAAUACUGGUGCAGGCAGAAGGGCUCCAGCUGCCUCACCUUGGUGUCCUCCAACUUCGUGGCUGCUGCCUACCAGGGCAGGGUGACCCUCACUGACCACCCCCAGGAGAACCAUUUCCUGGUCAACAUCUCAGCGCUGGAGAUGAGCGAUGCCGGCACCUUCCAGUGUGGCGUGGGCAUCAAUGGCAGGGGCCUCUCCUUCAGAGUCACCCUCAGCGUUGCUGAAGCCCCACCUGUUCCUGAGGAUGCUGAGCUCUUCUACGUGAAGCUGCGCAGCACCUGGACUGUGACCUGCGGCUUUGGGAAGGAGACGGCCGAGAUGAAGAAAUACCUGUGCAAGAAGGAGAAGGAUGGCUGCAGGAACAUCAUCAACAGCUAUCAGGACAAAGAUGUCCCAGGGGGACUUCAGCUGGUUUUUGAGGACCCUCCAGGCUCGUUCCGUGUCACCAUGACUCAGAUGGACUGGGAAGAUGCAGGGGUGUACUACUGUGGGGCCGGUGACUAUGAGAAGGAUGACCCAAAGAAGGAGCUGGAUGUGUUUAUCUACGAGGACAAAAAUUUCCCUCACUUCAAGACCAACAUAACUGGAAAAGUUGGAGGUUCAGCAAGCUUCGAGUGCCUCUAUGACCCUCUGCUAAAUGCCUCCUCGAGGUUCUGGUGCAAGCAGAGAGGCAGGCAAUGUGGUACCACAAUCAUAGACAACACUGGCCGUGUGGAGGACUCCUAUGAGGGAAGAGUGACCGUGUUCCAGAACCCCGAAAACAAAACUCUCACCAUCAUCCUGAACCAGCUGCAGGAGAAGGACAAAGGCACUUACUGGUGCAUGUCAAAUCAACUGAGGGAGCAGCAAUCAUCAACAGAACUGACAGUAAUACCAGGAGAACCUUCACUGACGGGAAAGAAGGUGGUGAAGGCCCAGGCGGGCUCGCGGGUGAAUUUAACCUGCUGCUACCCCUGCAAGUAUUACUCCUUCGAGAAAUACUGGUGCAGGUGGAGCAACACGAGCUGUGCCAUGCUGCCCGUGCAGCAGCAGCAGGGGCUGCCACAGCCAGGGGAUGCCUGUAAACCAAACGCCAGGACAGUGGUGCUGAGCCUGGACCCGGUGGCCAAGGAAGAUGAAGGCUGGUACUGGUGCGGGGUGAAGCACAACGGGGUCUUCGGGGAAACCAUGGCCGUGGAGCUGCAAGUGAGCACAGGGGAAGAUGCCAAGCUCAGCCCAGAGUUCCUGGAUGUUGAUUCCAGCCAUGAUUCUGCAGCUCUUCCCCCAGGAGGAGCCCACAGUGACGCUGAGGUGCGGAAAGGAGCUGCCCCAGAAAGCUCUGAUGAAAGUCAAGGCUCCAGCACUCUGGCCUUGGUGCUGGGCCCUCUUGCUGGCCUGAUCCUGAUUGCUGUGACAGCUUUUGCCAUUGUCAAGUACCGGCAGCUGAAGAGAUCUGAUCUGGUGUCUGUGGGGAGCUACAGGACCAACAUCAGCAUGUCAGACUUUGAGAGCGUGAGGGACUUCAGUGCCAGCAACAGCGCGAAGGAGACCCACGAGACCUCCAUGGGAGGGGAUGAAUUCAUCACCACUACCACGGACACUCCGGACAGUGCUGCCAACACAACGAAGGCAAAAAGGAGCUCCAAGGAGGAAGCUGACCUCGCCUACUCCUCCUUCCUGGUCACCUCCAGCAACAUCGCCCAGGCCAGCUCUGGGGGUGACAGCGCUGUCCUGGACGUGUCCCCACCCCAGGACCAGGCCUGAGGGGAGGUGGCAACGCCUGGGACUGGCUCUGCCUUGAGGAUCACAACAUCAGCAAACAACACUGUUCAUUUCUCCCACAAUUUGCUAUAGCUUGACUUGUUUUUUGCUUCAAUUCAGCUUUGAGUGGUGAUUUAGGAGGAGUGGUUUGAUGGCAAGGGGGGCUGGAAGUGCAGGUCUGAGUGAGGAGGUUGGGCUGGGAAAUAGCAGGAACUCAUCCCACCAGCAGCCCCAGUUCCUACACUGGGCUCUCAGAGGCCAGAAGGAGCAUUGUGAAAAAAAAAAAAAAAAAACAUUUUCUUUUAAAGGCAGCUGGGAAACCUUUUAGAACAGCAUCUGAAACCUUUUAGAACAACAUCUGAUGCUUUUGAUUCCUCUGAGCUUUCCCGACCUGAGAGCAACACCUGCAGGGCAGACACGCCUGGAGUGUUUGUGUGUGAGCAAUAAAGAAUCCAGUGGCUUUCAGCA
Molecule: messenger RNA, 2488 nt
Organism: Melospiza georgiana
Lineage: Eukaryota; Metazoa; Chordata; Aves; Passeriformes; Passerellidae
Gene: PIGR
Product: polymeric immunoglobulin receptor
Exons: 11
Coding region: 95-2023 (642 amino acids)
Cellular component (GO): plasma membrane
Molecular function (GO): transmembrane signaling receptor activity
Source: RefSeq, a predicted model, not a curated record